AUGUUGAGCACAUUGGGCCACUUCCUGCAAUCACAAUGGUCGACCACCCCGUACUACUCCUCCCCACCACCGGACCCCCUCCCUCCUCCCACACGUCCUCUCGCUUGGGCCGACACCGUCCUCCCUCCCCUCCUCCCUCCGGCACCUCUUCUCCCACCCCUCCCCACCCCGCUUCCGCCACCUUCAUCCGCCGACGUCUACGAUCCCACUGCUCCUGCCUCCCCCGCACACUCCACGGCUCCCCCUCCCCCCUCCCCUUCCCACUCCCCUCCUCAUCCAUCACAGCAGCAGCAGCAGCAGCAGCAGCAGCAGCAGCAGCAGCAGCAGCAGCAGCAGCAGCAGCAGCAGCAGCAGCAGCAGCAGCAGCAGCAGCAGCAGCAGCAGCAGCAGCAGCAGCAGCAGCAGCAGCAGCAGCAGCAGCAGCAGCAGCAGCAGCAGCAGCAGCAGCAGCAGCAGCAGCAGCAGCAGCAGCAGCAGCAGCAGCAGCAGCAGCAGCAGCAGCAGCAGCAGCAGCAGCAGCAGCAGCAGCAGCAGCAGCAGCAGCAAGCAGCACCAGCAGCAGCAGCAGCCGCAGCAGCCACAACAGCAACAGCAGCCGCAGCAGCAGCAGCAGGGGCAGCAGCCGCAGCAGCAGCAGGGGUUCCAGCAGCACCAGCAGCAGCAGCGGCGCAGGGCAAUUGCCCGCUCCUCACCCUUCCUCCUCCCUCGCAUGCACACCCGCUCCCUUGA
This is a messenger RNA of Closterium sp. Yama58-4, 729 nucleotides long. The record is from the annotation of a GenBank genome assembly. NCBI's taxonomy places the organism in Eukaryota, Viridiplantae, Streptophyta, Zygnematophyceae, Desmidiales, Closteriaceae.